Cryptomeria japonica (Japanese cedar) is the source of this 3890-nucleotide messenger RNA. Its product is annotated as F-box only protein 6. Gene Ontology annotation, molecular function: protein binding. Lineage: Eukaryota; Viridiplantae; Streptophyta; Pinopsida; Cupressales; Cupressaceae. The record is from RefSeq and is a predicted model, not a curated record. Bases 222 to 1412 code for a protein of 396 amino acids. The transcript has 3 exons.
AAUAUUAUGUUAUUUGUUCAUAUCAGGAUAAAUCACAUCAAGCAAUGUCAAAUUUAAAGAAAGUUAACCUUAACAAAUAAUGAAGGCGUGGAUGAUUAACCUUAAAUUCUUCUGAUUUUUUUUCACCUUCGGUGCUCUUGGCCCAAUAACACGCUGUGAUUGAUCAAGGGUUAGAAGAAUAAAAACCAUUAAUUAGUUGGGAAGCUCGGGGGUUGAAAGAAAUGGAAGAAAUGAAGCCAGAAUCCAUCCUAGCAAUUGAAGGAGAUGCAAAGCAGUGUGGUAUAUCUAAGCUGCCUCAGGAUUUGAAGGAAUUGAUAUUUUCAAAGCUUCCAUUGGAAUCAAUCUGUGGCUAUCGCAUAAUCUGUAAAGAAUGGAAUUCUAUUUUGUCCUCCUUCAAUUUUUUAUCUUCACUGCCGACUCAAUAUCCAUGGCUUCUCAUCUGCAAUAAAGAAGAGAAUAAAAAUUGGGGCUAUAUGGCAUACUGCUUUUCCUCACAAAAAUGGAGGACACUGUCUCUCUCUUUUCUCCCAAACCCUAAGGGGGGCAAUACCAGAUUUUUACCAAGCAUAGGGCAGGGGUUACUGCACUUCCGGGACCUCCCCACUUCACAAUUAUUUGUUUGCAAUCCCCUUAUGAGAUCUUAUGUAGAGAUAGAUAUAGAUGUGACUGACAAAUUAAUGCAUAUCGUACAGGGAGGAAACAAAGAGCCCUAUUUGGUAGUUUUUUCGAAUUCUGGAAAUUUUUCCUUCCAGAUCUACCAGUAUUUUCAAGAUUCAUGGAGAAUCAAGUCUCAGUUUGAAGGAGAAAUGCGGUCAUCAAAUAUUCUAAGUUUUGAAAUGUUUGAGUGCAAUGGAGUUCUUUUCUUGAAGGAACUGUCGCCGGUUAGGAUUAUCAUUGGUUUCAAAAUCCAAAAUGAGGGUUUCAUUACCCCUGUUACGGUAGCUCCAUUACCCCCUGAAAUGGUUAAAGAUCUGGAUUUUGGGUAUUUUCUAUCUAUAGUUUCAUAUGGUUCGUCACUUCUUGUUGUAUCCGUCCUACUCAACAAUCCGGGGCUUGACAUUGGCGAACUUGGCCAAACUCAGGACGGGAUUGUUAUCUGGGAGUUGUUUCAGGACGAGGAAAAUGAGUUGGUCUGGAAGUGGAAAGAAUUUUUAAAAAUGCCUCCAAUGUCAGUCCAUGAAUAUCUUGGUAAAUAUUGGCGCCAUCAGACAUGUGCUUGUGUGGGAGAUUACUUGUGCUUUAGCAGCGUAUAUGGUGAUGAAAGUGUAAAGGUGUUUGCAUAUAAUCUGAAGGAAAGGUUUUGGCAACGCCUUCCACUCCGCAAAAUUAAGAACAGGAACACAAGAACGAGAAUGGUGUCGUUUGAACCGAAACCCCAUCUUUAUCAGUUUUUAAGAAAAUCGAGAGAAUGAGCUUGGAUGAUCAGUACAUUUUGACAGAACCAGGGAUAAUAUAAUUAUGGUGAUAAGUGUGUAAUGUAAUGAAUCUUCUACAUAGGAGUCCAUUUUGGAGAAAGGGAGCUUCUUAUAGUGCCAUCCUAUAGUUAUUUUUUGGGAUAAUAUAAUUAUGGUGAUAAGUGUGUAAUGUAAUGAAUCUUCUACAUCGGAGUCCAUUUUGGAGAAAGGGAGCUUCUUAUAGUGCCAUCCUAUAGUUAUUUUUUGCGAAUUUGUUGCCAGGAAUAUUUUACACUGAUUUUCAGGAUAUGACAGUGGACAUGCAAUUCUAGUGAUGACAAUUGUAUACACAUUUUAUGAAUUUUUUGGUCUAUUUGAUGUCAUGGUUGUCAGAAAGUUGUUGAUUUUGCUGCUGAAAAUAUUGGUCACAACAGUAUGGAUGCUUUGGUUGUUGGAGAUCAACAAGAGAACAUUGUUCAGGCAGUUAGAGCUGGUUCCUCAGCCACAGAUGCAGAGUUUUUAAAGCAGGGUGUUAGUAGCGGUACAUCUUGUGUUACUGCUCUUAUUAAGGAUGUCAUGGUAGUCUCCAAUGCUGGGGACUGUCAAGCUGUAAUUAGUAGAGAUGGCCAUGCCGAAGCUCUCACUAAUGAUCAUCAAGCAGCAAGGGAGGAUGAGCAAGAACGGAUUGAGAAUUCAGUAAUGAAUCUUCUACCUAGGAGUCUAUUUUGGGGAAAGGGAGCUUCUUAUAGUGCCAUCCUAUAGUAAUUUUUUGUGAAUUUGUUGCCAGAAAUAUUUUACACCGAUUUUCAGGAUAUGACAGUGGACAUGCAAUUUUAGUGAUGACAAUUGUAUACACAUUUUAUGUUAGUUUCUGCAUCCUCUAUCUUGCUCUAAUGAUCCAGUGAACUGUUAAGAUAUGAACUCUAUUUCCAUGCAUUAGCAUUCCUGUGAUCUGUUAUUUUUUAAGAUUGAUAUUCUUGUGAUUUCAAUUUGGCAAUCGUGUAGUACUGGAACCUUCAGGUCAUUUGCAAUAUUGUUCUAAUUGUUCUCAUUUUGUCUAUAUUUAGCAUUGAGAUUACAUUUGCCCUGUAGUUGACAUUCUUGGAGACUUUGUGCACCCUAUGGCCAUUAAGUUUAAUUGGUGGAGAUGGAAAUGCAGCAAGGGUUGUUGCUAUAAAAUUUAUUUUAGAAUUACUACUGGUGUUACAUGCACAACUACAAUUCAUUAAAAAAAAUAAUGUAGAUCAUUUAGCUAACUAUACAUGGAUUAUAAACAUGCUUAUAAUGAUAUUGCUAAUACUCAUCCAUUCUCUCAUUUCAUGAUAAUUAUAUGGUCCUUUAUGAUUUCAAAUUCUAUUUGUAUGUUAAUAAUUGAUUGUACAGUGGGUUUUCCUUCAUUAUAAGAUGUCGCUCUGCUUCACAGAUGUUUAAUCUUGAGAUCAACAUGCUGUUGGUAUUAUUAUGAUUGUUUUUUCUAUCAUUAGUUCUAUGGUUUGAAAACAGAGAAAAAUCUUAGCUUCGUUUUUAAUUUGUUAAAUUAGAAAUUUAUUCCAUAGUUCCUGCCUUGCAUGGAACUAUAGCGGAGGGCAGCCAUUAAGUUUUAAUUAUCCUUCCUGCAACCAAUAACAAUUCAGAUUUUUGUUAGGUGCUGCUUUAUUCCUAUGUUCAAUCAGAGGAAUGUGAAAUUUUUCAAGUCUAAAAUUUAGAAAACAUAUUUUUUCGGUGAUCUGAUUGGAUUGCAUUCGGUGCCAACAGAUUGUCAGAAAAAGGACAAAAGCUUUUUUGGCUGCAUUUCAUUGGCAUUAUAGAUGGUUUUAUUCUUGGAAAACCCUCCACCUGAGGGUGAAAAACCCAGCCCACUCAAAAAUGAACUUUAUUAUAUCUCUGAAACUCAAUACAACUGUUGAUAGUUUCAGAUUACUACCAAUCACAAUAAGAUAAAAUUGAUUGUACAAUGUUCUCAACUUGCUACAAGACAAACGACAGAAGCAAGCAAUAUAUAACUAUCCAUCUGCCGAAGAAGAAUAAUAACGAAAAUGGAAGAGCAAUGAAUAUAAAGAAUCGGAAUUGCAAGUGAAGAGACACCACGAAGAAAGAGGAAAAGACACCAACAGUUACAUCUUCACCGACAGCCAUAUGGACAUGAAGAGUCACUGACGGCCACAACUACACCGUCAGCCACAUAGACAUGAAGAGUCACCGGCAGAGAAGUGAAGAGACUCCAUGGUGGAGAGGAAGAGUCACCGACAGAGAAGUGAAGAGACUCCUCGGUGGAGAGGAGGAGUUAGAUAUUAUCUUAGAUCUCUAUUGCAGCUAUAAAUAUUCAAUAAAGAGAAGGAUUCAGAAGAUAUAACAGAAGUAUAGCUUGGUGAUCCAAGAUAAGUUAUAACAGAAUAGCAAUUUCUAGACUAUCUGCAGGACUUUGUUAUUAAACAAAUUGAGUUUGUAAGAAGUCUUCACCAAUAUGAUUUCAAUCUAUUUUGGUCUUGCCUCCCA